Messenger RNA from Coccinella septempunctata (seven-spotted ladybird), 1021 nucleotides. It is a transcript of the gene Prosalpha5, whose product is annotated as proteasome subunit alpha type-5. Gene Ontology annotation, biological process: proteasome-mediated ubiquitin-dependent protein catabolic process. The transcript is spliced from 5 exons. NCBI's taxonomy places the organism in Eukaryota, Metazoa, Arthropoda, Insecta, Coleoptera, Coccinellidae. The record is from RefSeq and is a predicted model, not a curated record. Gene Ontology annotation, cellular component: nucleus; proteasome core complex, alpha-subunit complex; proteasome core complex. Bases 160 to 936 code for a protein of 258 amino acids.
CAAGCUGACAAUAAUUGUCAGUUGUCAUUAUUGUCAACCUCAAAUUUCAACUUCAACAUCAUAAUAGCAAAUCAUUCCCGGUCAAUUCGAUAUUCAGAUAGUAUUUUAUCGGGUUCUUUGCUAUUUAAAAUUAAAUACAAUUGAAAACAAUCUCAAAAGAUGUUUUUAACUAGGAGUGAAUAUGAUAGAGGAGUCAAUACCUUCUCCCCAGAAGGACGCCUUUUCCAAGUAGAAUAUGCCAUAGAAGCCAUAAAAUUAGGAUCAACUGCUAUUGGAAUAUGCACCAAUGAAGGAGUUGUUCUUGCUGUAGAAAAAAGGAUCACAUCUCCUCUGAUGGAGCCAACUACGAUCGAAAAAAUUGUGGAAGUAGAUAAACAUAUUGGAUGUGCUGUAUCUGGACUUAUGGCUGAUUCCAGAACUAUGAUAGAUAGGGCUCGUGUAGAAUGCCAAAAUCAUUGGUUUGUUUAUAAUGAAAACAUGACCAUUGAAUCGUGCGCUCAAGCUGUAUCUAAUCUUGCAAUACAAUUUGGUGAUUCUGAUGAUGAUGGUGCUGCAAUGUCACGACCAUUUGGUGUAGCUAUUUUAUUUGCUGGAAUAGACGAGAAAGGACCUCAACUGUAUCACAUGGAUCCAUCAGGUACUUUUGUGCAGUUUGAUGCUAAAGCCAUUGGUUCCGGAUCUGAGGGGGCCCAACAAAGUCUUCAAGAGGUUUAUCAUAAAAGUAUGACCCUACAGGAGGCUUGUACAGCUUCUCUGAAUAUUUUGAAACAGGUUAUGGAAGAAAAACUCAAUUCUUCUAAUGUUGAGCUCAUGACAAUGACCCCAGAGAAAAAAUUCUGUAUGUUGAAUAAGGAACAAGUUGAGGAGAUUCUUAAAAUGGGUGAAUCAGGAGAUAAGGUUUUCACAGGAGGAUCACCAGCCAUGAUGAAAGUUUAAAUUUAAUUCAGUUUUGCUUGAAGUAAGCAUUGUUUUCGUGAAUAUGACUGUAUGCUUCGUUUUGAAUAAAAAAUUUUUACUUGAA